Molecule: messenger RNA, 3529 nt
Organism: Anthonomus grandis grandis
Lineage: Eukaryota; Metazoa; Arthropoda; Insecta; Coleoptera; Curculionidae
Gene: RpI135
Product: DNA-directed RNA polymerase I subunit RPA2
Exons: 16
Coding region: 88-3462 (1124 amino acids)
Biological process (GO): DNA-templated transcription
Cellular component (GO): nucleus; RNA polymerase I complex
Molecular function (GO): DNA binding; DNA-directed RNA polymerase activity; ribonucleoside binding
Source: RefSeq, a predicted model, not a curated record
UUUGACAACACGUGUUAUAAUCCUAACCUCACUAUUGCUUGCAAGUUCUAUUUGUAUUUAUUUUAAUUAAAUUGUUUUAGGGGCCCAAUGGAGCACCCCACUUUAAAAAACAUCACGAAUCCAAAUUUCGGAAAACCCCCGGAGAGUCAGAACGAGUUUCUAAAGAGAAAUGGGGCCCCCCACGUAACCAGUUUCAACUACAUGGUGGACCAGGGCCUAAAUAAGGCAAUCGAAAACCUCACCCCCGUAGAAUUCGAGGUGAACGAGCGUAGAAUCAAGUUGGAAAUAAUAGGGUUUGAGUUGGGCCAGCCGCAGGUGCCUUUUGGCACUGUUGGCGUAAGGAAUAACUUAAUUUUCCCCACGGAGUGUAGGCAAAGAAAUGCUACUUAUGGCGGGAAAUUUCUUGUGGAGGUCAAUUGGUACAUUGACGGACAGAUUCAGCAACCUUUUGCCAAAGAUUUGGGAAAUAUACCCAUUAUGGUGAAGUCAAACAGAUGUAAUUUAGCUAACCUGAGCCCUGCAAAUUUAGUGAAAUGUGGCGAACAUGAGCAAGAAUGGGGCGGGUAUUUCGUGGUGAGUGGCCUAGAGAAAUUGGUUCGUAUGCUUUUAAUGACCAGAAGAAAUUACCCCAUAGCGAUUAAAAGGUCAGGAUGGAAGAUGAGAGGGUCAUUGUUUUCCGAUGUCGGGGUUUCUAUAAGGUGUGUCAUGGAGGAUCAAACUGCAACCACAAACGUUUUGCACUUUGUGACCGAUGGGAGUGCAAAGUUUAUGUUCAGCUAUCAAAAAAUGUUGUACUAUGUUCCCUUAUGUUUAUUGUUGAAGUGUUUAUGCGACUAUACUGAUCAGUAUAUUUAUCAGAAACUGAUUGAGGGAUGCGAGGAGGACUUGUACUAUGUAGACUGCUGCCAAAACAUGCUUAGGGCCAUUCAUUUGGAAAACCUGCACACACAUGAGGAGUGUAAGUCUUAUUUGGGGCAAAUGUUUAGGGUGAAAUUCUACGAGUGCCCCGAGUGGUUUACGGACCUCGAAGUGGCCGAUUUUAUGCUUAAGAAGUGUAUUCUGUUCCAUUUAAGUUCAAACGAAGACAAAUUCAAUUUGCUAGUGUUUAUGGCUAAAAAGCUGUUUAAUUUUGCCCAAGACAAGUGCAAAGUCGAGGGGGCGGACGCGGUAAUGAUGCAAGAAGUACUACAAGGGGGGCACUUGUACUUGCAAAUAAUCAAAGAAAAAAUGCAAAGUUGGCUGACCAACUUGAGGUUAAGCGUCCAGCAACUAGCAAGAGGGAACAAAUUCAGUUUUUCCCAAGCGGACAUUCUGAGGGCGGCCAAAAUGUCCGGGGGCAUCGAGACCAGCCUGAGACUGUUCCUCGCUACCGGGAAUAUCAGGAGCAUUAGCGGACUGGGCCUCAUGCAGGACAAGGGAUUGUGCAUUAUCGCCGAAAAUAUCAAUCGGAUGCGGUACAUGUCGCAUUUUAGGGCUGUACACAGGGGGGCAUUCUUUCAAGAAAUGCGUACAACCGAAGCCAGACAACUGCUGCCGGACGCUUGGGGGUUCAUUUGCCCCGUACACACCCCCGACGGUUCCCCCUGCGGACUCUUGAACCAUCUGACUAUGGAUUGCGUCAUUACCGACGUACCGGAUAAAAAUAAAGUGGAAAAUAUCGGUUCGUUGCUAGUCGAAAUGGGGAUGUACUCGCUGAAUCACGCGGGGAAAAUGGACUUAAAAAAUUGCUACGUUGUACAGCUAGACGGCCGGAUUAUCGGUUAUAUUUUACAAAGUCAGGCCUCGAGGAUAGUGGACAAGUUACGGAUAUUAAAGAUAAAGGGUAAAGAGGUGCCCGAGACGUUGGAGAUCGCCCUGGUGCCUUUUAAGAAGUCCAAGGGGCAGUACCCGGGGAUUUUUAUGUUCUCGGGACCGGCCCGGAUGAUGCGACCGUUGAUGAAUUUGUAUUUGAAUAAGAUCGAACUGGUGGGCACUUUUGAGCAGGUUUACUUGGACAUUUGCGUUUGUCCCGAGGAGGCUUACAAAGGGGUGACGACUCACAUGGAACUAUCGAAAACCUCCUUUUUAUCCAACUUGGCGCAGCUCAUUCCCAUGCCCGACUGUAACCAAUCCCCUAGGAACAUGUAUCAGUGCCAAAUGGGUAAACAAACUAUGGGCACCCCAUGCCAUAAUUGGGACUUACAGUCGGAAACGAAACUUUACAGGUUACAAACCCCCAGUACCCCUCUGUUCAGACCGGUGCAUCACGACGAAAUCGACUUGGACGAUUUCGCUAUGGGUACCAAUGCUAUCGUCGCAGUUAUCAGCUAUACGGGUUAUGACAUGGAAGAUGCCAUGAUAAUCAAUAAAGCGUCCGAGGAAAGAGGUUUGGCCCACGGUUCGAUAUACAAAUCGGAGUUUAUAGAGCUGGAGCAUGAGGAGAGUUAUUUUGCAAGAAACCCUGAUAAACCCGAGCUGGCCUCAAGCCUUGACGCCGACGGUUUGCCUUUUAUUGGCCGAAGAAUGGAGGAAGGGAAGCCGCUCUAUUGCUACUUUGACGGCGACAAAUCGACAUAUCAAGUGCGCACUUUUAAAGGAAAAGAAGACUGUUACCUGCACAGCGUGAAGAUGUGCGGCGAUUUUAACGCGAAGGCCAAAAAGACCGUUUGUUUCACUUAUAGGGUGCCCAGAAACCCCAGUGUAGGCGACAAGUUCGCCAGUAGGGCGGGCCAGAAGGGCAUUUGCUCCCAAAAGUGGCCCUGCGAGGAUUUGCCCUUCACGGAAACCGGUUUGGUGCCCGAUAUUGUGUUUAACCCCCACGGAUUUCCUUCGCGUAUGACGAUCGCGAUGAUGAUCGAACUAAUGGCCGGGAAAUCGGCCGCUUUACACGGUUUAGUGCACGACGCCACUCCUUUUAAGUUUACGGAGGACGAUACGGCGAUUGAUUACUUUGGAAGACUUUUGGAGUCCGGUGGUUACAACUAUUAUGGUACUGAGACGCUUUAUUCCGGAAUAGACGGUAGGGAGAUGACCGCUCGGAUAUUCUUUGGGGUGGUACACUACCAGAGGUUACGUCAUAUGGUGUCAGAUAAAUGGCAGGUAAGAUCAACGGGUCCUAUGGACGUAGUAACCAGGCAACCGAUAAAAGGAAGAAAAAAAGGGGGCGGGGUCCGUUUCGGUGAGAUGGAGCGAGACGCCCUGAUUAGUCACGGAACUUCCUUUUUGCUGCAAGACCGUUUACUGAACUGCUCAGAUAAAACCAACGUUCAUAUAUGCACGAAAUGUGGCUCGCUUUUAGGCCCCAUCACGUUGGUGACAAGGAAGCACGAUAAACCCCACUUGAACGAUACGAGGGACACGUGUAAACUGUGCGGCAGAAGUCAGGGCAUAGCCGAGAUUCAGAUUCCGUAUAUUUUUAAGUUUUUCGUCACCCAGUUGGCGUCUUGUAAUAUAAACGUUAAAAUAGGCUGUGAAAAUGUGUGAUGAGACCUUUUUACACCACAAUGAUGUGAACUUUAUAUACGAAAUAAACGAGGCAUGGCGAACGUUU